This is a messenger RNA of Daucus carota subsp. sativus, 1496 nucleotides long. RefSeq names its product exopolygalacturonase. Bases 1 to 1377 code for a protein of 458 amino acids. Gene Ontology annotation, biological process: carbohydrate metabolic process. The record is from RefSeq and is a predicted model, not a curated record. Gene Ontology annotation, molecular function: polygalacturonase activity. The transcript is spliced from 6 exons. Lineage: Eukaryota; Viridiplantae; Streptophyta; Magnoliopsida; Apiales; Apiaceae.
AUGUCUUCCACGUUAGUUGUUAUAUUCGGUAUAGUUUUGGUGAUCUCCGGUGUGGCAAAUGCUGAUAAUGUUGCUGAGCGCCUUGGCCUUGACGCGCAUACUCAUAUAAAAUAUGAUCGUCGUGGCCUUUCAGGAGCAACAGCAGCACCUGCUGGCGGUGCAGCAGCUGGGGGUGCAGCACCUGGUGGCGGUGCUGGUAUUAAUGUGGGAAACUGUCCCGGUGCCAAGGGAGACGGAGCAUCUGAUAUGACUGCUGUUAUACAAAAGGCUUGGGAUGAUGCUUGCGCUGGUGGACAAAAACUUACCAUACCAACAGGCAUAUGGUUGCACGGAGCGCUUAACUUCAAAGGGCCAUGUCCGAAACCUAUAACGAUCGAGCUUCUGGGUACAUUGAAGGCCAAACCAGACGCCACGUCCUUUCCCGAGAUGAGGCAUAUCAGUUUGUAUUCAGUUAGUGUUACUCUUACGGGCGGAGGUACUAUUGAUGGCAAUGGCGUAGCAUUACAGAAGACUCGAAAACAAACUGACAAAAAUCUUCCAGAUUCUAUGGAGCUGAUGCAGUGUCCUGACUCUAGCAUCGAAGGAAUCAAAUUUGUAAAUGCCAAAGGAUUCAAUCUCAAGGUAGUUCAAUCUGAUAAUUUCAAGGCUCACGGCUUGAGCAUAACGUGCGGGGGGGAAACCUUAAACACCGACGGUAUUCAUCUUGCUCGAUCCAAAAAUGUGUGCAUAACUGACUGCAACAUAGCCGUAGGCGAUGACUGCAUUUCAAUUGGCGAUGCCUCUGUUGACGUGACCGUCAAAAAUAUCCAGUGCGGUCCUGGACACGGUGUCAGUAUCGGUAGUAUUGGUAGAUAUCCAGACGAGAAAGAUGUCAGAAACGUCGAUAUCUCUAACGUUACAUUCAUUGGCACCUCAAACGGUGCACGGAUCAAAACGUUCCACAACUCGCCAGCAAUAGCAGUGUCCAACAUUACAUUCUCAGACAUCACCAUCAAAGAUUCAUUUAAUCCCGUCGUCAUAGAUCAGCAUUACAAUUCGGGGUUCACAGCAGCAGGAGGGGUUUCCAAAGUGAAGAUUACCGGAGUUACUUUUAGAAAUAUCAAGGGCAACUCAAUGUCGAAUAUGGCAGUUUCUUUGAACUGCAGUAGCGCUGCCCCGUGUGAGGGAAUUACUUUGGAAGGCAUUUCAUUAACCUACACCGGGAAUAACAGUCUCUCCAAAGAACUCUCAACAAAUUGCGAAAACGCUAAAGCAACAAUUACCGGAUCCACCAUUCCAAUGUGCGGAGCAACAGGAGGAGCAGGCGGCGCAGCAGCAGCAGGGGGAGCAGCAGCAUCAGGAGGAGCAGCAGCAUCAGGAGGAUCGAAACCAAAAUAGAGCGGUGAAGACAAAUUACGAGCUGAGCACUAAUAAUACAAGUCAUAUGCAAGCAGGACAGAAAACGGACAUACCAAUACCUACAAGGGUCGAAGCGGACAUAUCAAUAACAGAGAGAC